Staurois parvus is the source of this 551-nucleotide messenger RNA. Lineage: Eukaryota; Metazoa; Chordata; Amphibia; Anura; Ranidae. The record is from the annotation of a GenBank genome assembly.
UGCAAUGUACACUAUAUUGUCAAAAGUAUUGUCACACCACUCCAAAUCAUUCAGCGAUUCAGGUGUUCCAAUCACCUCCAUGGCCACAAGUGUAUAAAAUCAAGCACCUAGGCAUGCAGACUGCUUCUACAAACAUUUGUGAAAGAAUGGGUCGCUCUCAGGAGCUCAGUGAAUUCAAGAGUGGUACUGUGAUAGGUUGCCACCUGUGCAAUAAGUCCAUCCAUGAAAUUUCCUGGUUACUAAAUAUUCCAUGAUCAACUGUUAGUGGUAUUAUAACAAAGUGGAAGCAACUGGGAACAACACGAAGUGGUAGGCCACGUGAAAUGACAGAGCGGAGUCAGCGCACGCUGAAGCACACAGUGUGCAGAAGUUGCCAACUGUCUGCAAAGUCAAUAGCUAAAGACCUCCAAACUUGGUGUGACCUUCAAAUUAGCACAACACUGCAUAGAGAGCGUCAUGGAAUGGAUUUCCAUGGCCGAGCAGCUGCACGCCUUAAAUCACCAAGUGCAAUGCAAGGCAUCAGAUGCAGUGGUGUUAAACCAAUGGACUCU